AUGGCGCCUUCUUACGGUCAACCUGGUAAUACGAGAGACUCGCUCGAACUUGCAUCUUUGGCAAGCUCGAGCCAGCUCAAUGAUGAGGGGGCAACGGAGAUAUCGUCGCGACAGAGCAUAUCGUCAUCGCGAAGACUAUCUCUCGAACUUGAUGACCCAUUGAACAGCGCUAACCCCGCGAACCCCGCUGGGAGAAUGCAUCGAUCAUACUCGACAACGUCAGCCUUCGAGUACUCCGGCAAUAUGUUCCCUCUGAGCUCAACCGCAGGUGCUGAAGGCUAUGCUCCCAUUGGGGCCUCAAGCUCCAGGGCGAGACCAGCCGGUGGCUUGGGUGGGGGGUCGUUGGAGAAGAGCAAAAACCUGACAUACCUUAAUGGAUUGUCGCUAAUUGUCGGAUUGAUCAUCGGUUCCGGCAUUUUCUCGUCGCCAGGCGCGGUGAGUAGUAAAGUUGGCUCACCGGGCGCUGCGGUGCUUGUCUGGAUCAUUGCUGGUAUCCUUGCAUGGACAGGCGCCGCAUCAUACGCCGAGCUUGGUGGAGCAAUGCCAUUGAAUGGAGGCGCUCAGGUGUAUUUGGCAAAGACGUUUCACGAGGUUUUCGGCUUCUUGUUCACAUGGGUGGCCAUGUUGGUUCUGAAGCCCGGCAGCGCCGCCAUCAUCUCCAUCAUCAUGGGUGAAUAUUUUGUUCGCGCAUUUAUUGGCGCUGACGCCGAGUACGUAAACCCUUGGAUCAACAAGGCUGUCGCGCUCGUUGGACUUUUGAUCGUAACAUUCUUGAACUGUGUUUCCACAAAGCUUGGAACCCGUGUGAACGACGCACUCAUGUUCAUGAAGUUCAUUGCUUUGAUCGGAAUAACAAUCACUGGCAUUGUGGUUAUGAUAACUGGAAAGACCCUCAAGGGCGAGUCAGAAGUCGACUGGAAACCGUCUGCGAUGUUUGACAACACAUCAACAGACAUGUCCGCUUGGGCUCUGGCGCUUUACGCCGGCCUUUGGGCAUACGACGGCUGGGACAACACAAAUUAUGUUGUUGCUGAGUUUCAAAACCCGGCCCGAGACUUGCCUCGAGUCAUCCACACAGCAAUGCCAUUGGUUAUUCUCUCCUAUGUCCUAGCCAACAUUGCCUACUUUCUUGUUCUGCCUCUCAAGAGCAUGGACGGUGCCAACACUGUUGGCGUCAUGUUUGGCAGUCAUGUUUUUGGCUCUGUCGGUUCCCUUGUUCUCGCGCUCAUCGUCAGUGCCAGCUGUUUUGGUGCUCUCAACUCCUCAACCUUCACCUCCAGCCGUCUCGCCUACGCCGCUGGCAAAGAAGGCUACAUUCCAUCCAUCUUUGGCACCAUCGGUGUUGGAGCCAGUGCCCAUGAACAUGAGCUCAGCACACUGCGCACUCGCAGCUGGUUCACUCGUAAGAUGAGGCAAAUGUUUGGCGACGAGGAUGCGGGACUGUUUUAUACGCCAGUAUACGCUCUCAUUCUUAAUGCUGUUCUCACAACAGGCUACAUAAUUGUCGGAGAGUUCAGCACUCUUGUCACGUUUUAUGGAGUUGCAGGCUACGCUUUUUACUUCUUAACCGUCCUCGGCGUAAUCGUUUUGCGUGUUAAGGAACCCGAACUCCCUCGCCCUUACAAGACUUGGAUCACUACUCCCAUCAUUUUUUGUUGCGUGAGUAUCUUCCUUCUCACCCGCGCCGUAUUCGCGCAGCCCUUCCAGACACUCUCUGUCGUGUUCUUCGUGGUUGCCGGCGUACCGGUCUACUUCUGGCGCAUCAGAGGACGUGAUGAGCAGGUCUUGAGAAGAAGAGGGCAUUCGGACGAGGACAAGAAGUGGUAUCAGUUUUGGAAAUGA
Fusarium pseudograminearum CS3096 is the source of this 1842-nucleotide messenger RNA. RefSeq lists its product as uncharacterized. Gene Ontology annotation, cellular component: membrane. Gene Ontology annotation, biological process: amino acid transmembrane transport. Gene Ontology annotation, molecular function: L-amino acid transmembrane transporter activity. Bases 1 to 1842 code for a protein of 613 amino acids. NCBI's taxonomy places the organism in Eukaryota, Fungi, Ascomycota, Sordariomycetes, Hypocreales, Nectriaceae. The record is from RefSeq and is a predicted model, not a curated record. The transcript is spliced from 2 exons.